This is a messenger RNA of Phaeodactylum tricornutum CCAP 1055/1, 1353 nucleotides long. RefSeq lists its product with no specific name. NCBI's taxonomy places the organism in Eukaryota, Bacillariophyta, Bacillariophyceae, Surirellales, Neidiaceae. Gene Ontology annotation, molecular function: 5'-3' exonuclease activity; DNA binding; 5'-flap endonuclease activity. The record is from RefSeq and is a predicted model, not a curated record. The coding region runs from base 88 to 1353 and encodes 421 amino acids. The transcript is spliced from 3 exons.
AUUUCACGGAACGACUCCAAGCGACCUACGAAGUAACGUUAUCGUUUGGAAGUUCCUUGGAACGAGGCGGUUUUUAUAAAAGCCAAGAUGGGGAUCAAAGGGUUAGCUAAAUUGCUUUCCGAUGAGGCACCGGAUUGCAUUCGAGAGGUGGAACUCAAGUCCUUGCACGGUCGCAAGAUUGCGAUUGACGCUUCCAUGGCUAUUUACCAGUUUCUCAUUGCCGUCCGCUCCGGUGGGCCCAAUCAACAAGCCACAAUGUUGACCAACGCCGAAGGCGAAACGACAUCCCAUAUACAGGGCAUGUUUAAUCGAACAAUUCGAUAUAUGACCGAAGGAAUUCGUCCCGUCUUUGUUUUUGAUGGUAAACCUCCUGACGUGAAAUCACACGAGCUUAUCAAGCGCCGGGAAAAACGUGAAAAGGCCCAAGCUGCUUUGGCCGUCGCGUCAGAAGAAGGCAACGUGGAAGAGCAAGACAAGCAAAGUAAACGACUAGUGCGAGCAGGAACUAAAGAAAACGAAGAUUGCCGCAAACUACUGACCCUUAUGGGUGUACCAGUUGUCACGGCGCCUUGCGAAGCUGAAGCCCAGGCUGCCGCCCUCUGCAAGGCGGGGCUCGUGUACGCAACGGGAACAGAAGAUAUGGACGCUUUGACCUUUGCUACGCCGAUACUUGUGCGAAAGCUGACUUUUGCGAACGCAAGCAAGUCGAUGGUACAGACAAUGAAUUACAACAAAGUUAUCGAAGGAUUGGCCAUUUCACACGAUCAGUUCGUCGAUUUGUGUAUUAUGUUGGGCUGCGACUAUUGCGACACGAUCCGCGGUGUUGGUCCGAAAACAGCGUUGAAGCUGAUUCGAGAGCACGGAAACAUUGAAAAGGUUAUUGAGACCAUCGACCGCAAAAAGUUUGUCGUGCCCGAAAGCUGGGUCCCAAAUGAGAAAAAGUUGGAUGCUCAGAGCGACGACGACGAUGAAGAAGGGGUUGAAAGCCCAUCGAAAGAAGAAAACAAUGGUAUAGUUGACACGGAAGAACUGAUCCCAGCGUACGUGCAAGCCCGAAAACUGUUCAACGAGCACGAGGUUCUCAACGAUAUUGAACUGAAAUGGAAGCCGUGUCAAGCCGAGGAUCUUCAAAAAUUUCUGGUAGACGACAUGGGUUUUAAUGUCGAUCGCGUCAAGAACAACAUUGAAAAAUUACAGGCGGCGUACAAAGCCAACAGCAAGCCUCAGACCCGAAUGGACUCUUUUUUUGCCGUUAAAGCCAAUCCUAACGCCGCCAAGUCGGCGGCCAAACGAAAAGCCGACGCGGCCAAAGCCAAGGCCGCCGUUUCCAAGAAAAAGACCAAGAAGCAUUAG